AUGGGAUUUUCACCAAUCUCAUUUUUUGCACCCGUGGGGCCUCUUUCAGUGAAGUUGUCGAUUAUUCUUUUGCGAAAAACACAAUCGAUGGCUUUCACAGGUGUAGCAACUGGUGCCCUAACUUACAGCUUUAUCAAAACUUUGGAACAAGAACCAGAAUUAACUUAUGGACGCCUACUGAUUGCUAUGCGUGAGAGGGUAAGAAAAGCACCAGAACAAGUAGGCUUGAAAGGAUCCCAUGAAUCACAGGAACCUCAACUGUCUACUUCUCAAAUGUUUGACAUUCACUCAAAGCCCUUUACUAUAUGA
Fraxinus pennsylvanica is the source of this 309-nucleotide messenger RNA. Lineage: Eukaryota; Viridiplantae; Streptophyta; Magnoliopsida; Lamiales; Oleaceae. The record is from the annotation of a GenBank genome assembly.